AUGGUUAUGAGAGGGGAUUUUCGCCAAGUACUACCUAUUGUGCCGAAAGGAAGUAAGUCGCAAAUGAUUUCAGCUUUUAUUGUUAAAUCACAUUUGUGGCCAUUCACCAAAAUUCUCCAAUUGCGACAAAAUAUGCGAACUCUUAAUGAUCGUGAUUUUGCGGAGUAUCUUAUGUGCAUAGGGGAUGGAAUUGAGCCUACCAUAUGUGAAGACUUGAUACAAAUAGAAGCACACAUGGCAAUACCAUGGGAAGGUAAGGCAUUAUUACACAAAUUAAUAAAAGAAAUCUUUCCAAAUUUGCAAUCUCAUGGGUGGGAUGCAUCUUAUAUGGUGGAGAGAGUGAUAUUGACACCCAAGAAUCAUGAUGUGCAACAUCUUAAUGAUAUAGUCAUUAAUCAAUUUUCGGGAGACGAACGAAUUUUAGCAUCCUUUGAUGAAGUAGAAGGAGAUACAAAUAAUCUGUAUUAA
Arachis ipaensis is the source of this 468-nucleotide messenger RNA. The record is from RefSeq and is a predicted model, not a curated record. NCBI's taxonomy places the organism in Eukaryota, Viridiplantae, Streptophyta, Magnoliopsida, Fabales, Fabaceae.